Messenger RNA from Sander lucioperca (pikeperch), 888 nucleotides. RefSeq names its product protein NATD1-like. The record is from RefSeq and is a predicted model, not a curated record. Lineage: Eukaryota; Metazoa; Chordata; Actinopteri; Perciformes; Percidae. The coding region runs from base 101 to 490 and encodes 129 amino acids. The transcript is spliced from 3 exons.
UGUGUGCAUGUGGCGCCAUCUAGUGGUCAGUCUUUACAAAUACUACUACAUGCUGUUCAGUAUUACGAGUCUUUUUACAAAUCUUAUAUUUUACGUAUAAAUGGCCUUUAAAAUAUGUUCCAGACUCACAGCGUUAACUCUCCGACUGAAGUCUCAUCCGACCGCCGUUAGUGCGUUAAGCUCCGGCAGCGGUUUAACGGUGGAACAUGACCGACAGAACCGGCGCUUCACCGUCACCCCGGGCAGCGGGGCUGGCGACCAUGACUGUGCUGUGCUGCACUACAGAUUCACCGGGGAGAAGGAGGUGGAUCUAAUGUCAACCUAUGUACCAGCGACAUUUAGGGGCCAAGGUGUUGCUGCAUUGCUGUCACAGGCUGCCAUGGACUUCCUGGUUGAAGAAAAACUCAAAGCUCAUGUCUCCUGUUGGUAUAUAAAGAAAUACAUCGAGGACCACCCGCUACAACAUUAUAAAGAACUUGUAAUCACUUGACUGCAGCCUGUUGUUCCAGUUUACAGCCUGGAAUACUACCUCAAAUCAACCACAACCUCAUGUGCGUUACUGUACAGUACUACAAAGGCCAAAUGGAUGAUGUAAAGUGUGCCAUACUUGAUCUUCAGCAUCCAAAAGUCAUGGUUCAUAUUCCAUACUAUAGAGAUGCCUGAUUAAACCCAUUCAUAUUUUUUUUAUUAAAUUUAGGGAUUGAUCCUGAUUACUGUUUGUUUGUUUUUUAUAUCCGAUUGCACUUUAUUUAAAAUCUUGUUUGUUUGAUUUUCUCUCAAAGUAGUAGCCUCAAAUAUUAUUCAAUAUUGGGACGAGACAUGGAAAUAUGUAUCAAGGCAUGAUGUUUGGAUAUUGAUAAUGUCUGCACACUUUAAAAACAACAACAA